AUGGGAAGCAAAAGAGAAAUCCAAAGUAUAAUUGUUUAUGAUUAUUCAGUGUAUACAGAAGCACUCAUCUGUCUUUAUUUUUAUUCUCAAGGUGAUUUUACAAUGGAUGGAAGAGCAGACUCGUUGGUGAUGACUGUGCAUCUUCUUGCCACCUCUGGACAUUCAUUACUCUUGCAGCAAACUCUUGAUCGGCUUCUGGGGUGGAUCUGUCUGGAUGUUCGCCUCUUCCUUGUAUCCGAACGUGUUACUCCAGUGAAGUAUUAUGAGAAAUAUCACCGGAAAAGCUCUGGAUUUCCUGGGAUGUCCAUUCUCCUUUUCCUGCAUGAGGACUUUGGGGAAGAACGGAUUUUUCGGGUCCAUGAUAUUUUCCAGCACCCUCCAUGGCAGGAUCACCACAUGCAACAUGCUAAUGGGAAACAGUACCCUUAUGCACCUGCUGGCCAGGAAUUUUAUGAUCUGGAUGAGCAUAUGCCUGUAUGGGGUGUACGGCAAGUUCAUUAUGGCACUGAAAUUCUGCGCGUGACUCUCUACUGUAGCUUUGAUAACUAUGAUGAUGCAGUCAGACUUUACGAGAUGAUCCUACAGAAAGAAGCAACUAUGCAGAAGAGUAACUUCUGUGUCUUUGUGCUGUAUGCAACACAAACCGUUGCUGUUCAGCUCUGCUUGAAGCAGCUGCCCCCUGGGGUCUCUGUUGAACUGAAAGAAUCUUCCGUGUUGCAAUUCAAGGUCCACGAAAUUGGGCAGCUGGUACCUCUUCUGCCUAAUCCAUGUAUUCCUAUCAGUAGCACCCGAUGGCAAACUCAGGACUACGAAGGAAACAAAAUCUUGCUUCAGGUUCAAGGCAACUCAAAACACAAUGAAAAAAAUGACGGACUUUCUAAUCAGCACAAUAAUGCAGGUGAAGAAAAGAUCCUACAGAAUUCCACGCUAGCCCCCUUUCCCACAAAGUGGGUUAAUCCAGAACAGAAAAGCCGGAAGAUCAGAAUGAUGAAGUGUAAAAUCAAAUCAGAACACAGAAUUAUUUCUGGGAGCGUUAGCAGCACCCCACAGAGUAACUCCUGCUCUUCAUCCCAGGCCAGCAGUCCAGCAGCUACUUCACGGUCUGAUACCACCUCUUUCAAUGUAAGUGCAGGAACUAAACUGAACAUCUCCAGCCAAGAAAUCCAUUUUCAAAGGCAAGAAGCAGAGACCAAUGUUGACACAGGAUUCACGGUAGUAAAUUCUGAAUGCAAUCCAUCUCCACUUAGCAGGUUUUCAAGGGACUUGCAGGACAGUCUUCCUCAACCACAAGCACCAAACUAUUCAUUAGCUGCUGCUGGCUCCAGAAUCAACUUGCCUUCUGAGGAUAGAAUCCAUCUGUCGUUAUCUGCUGUCAAAAGAAAUAAAGGAGCUGGACAGACAGCUUCAAACUUUCACUUGCGAAUAUCAAAAGCAAACCAUGGAAAUGGAAAUGAAGAGGAGGAGGAAUUCUUUAUUUGACUUAAAACAAAUGUGCCUGACAGACUGACUUUAAAACUGAUAGAUAAAUGCUUUAUUCUGGAAACAGAGAGAAAGCAAUCUGCAUGCUUUUAACUCUGUGUUUAUACAAACACCAAGAUGCCUAGGCUACCUGUUCUGUUAUGAAAAAAGACUUCAGUGGGGUUUUAUUGCAAUAGAGUCACUUUAUGUACAAAAAUGCUAAUGGGACAGAGGGCAAAACCACAAAAAAUAAUCAUGUGCAGUUACACAGUGAAUUUUGAUUCUUUUAAAUACAGAACACCCAACAGCAUAAUUGUGCAAUGAAUGGGAAUAAGCCAUGUGAGUCCUAUUACUGUUUGUAAAUGUUAAUCAGUAGCCUGUGACACAUUCUGUCUUGUGUAGUUGCAUUAGAGGGCUUUGGCAGU
This is a messenger RNA of Terrapene triunguis (Three-toed box turtle), 1883 nucleotides long. RefSeq names its product family with sequence similarity 124 member B (gene FAM124B). The coding region runs from base 1 to 1479 and encodes 492 amino acids. Gene Ontology annotation, cellular component: nucleoplasm. The transcript is spliced from 2 exons. NCBI's taxonomy places the organism in Eukaryota, Metazoa, Chordata, Testudines, Emydidae. The record is from RefSeq and is a predicted model, not a curated record.